GGGCGUCGUCCUUUAGAUCAAACUUUUCUCGAAGGGGCAAGGGCGUGCAGCCGCACCGGUUGAACUACCUGCUGCGCCGUUCUUGGAAACGGCACCCUCUCCGGGGAUGCGCGCUUAGGUCUUUGGAGGAAGAAAUACGGGGAGGCAAAAGAAUGGCUCAGAAGGGAAGCACCUGCUUUGGACCCAGCGGGCCCUAAAUUCGGCCCGCAGCACCUCCAGUGUAGAGAUCCUCGAGAAGGGCUCUGCCCCUCCCGCUGGAGUUUGCUGUCCAGAUGACUUGUCAAAAUUGUAUGGAGACUGUUCAGGAGACAUUGCAAAAAGUGCCAGGCCUCCGCAUAGUUGACAUCCAGCUGGAUUCACAGACUGUGCUGGUGGAGACAAGUCUUGGCACUGAGGAGGUCCAGAACCUUUUAGAAAGCACAGGGCGCAAGGCCGUGCUGAAAGGAAUGGGAAGUAGCGUUCCAGGAUUGCUUGGCAGUGCGGCCGUGGCCAUGGUGACAGGCCGUGGAUUGAUCCAAGGCGUGGUGAGGUUCCUGCAAGUCUCCCCAGAAAAAUGCCUUGUGGAUGGCACUGUUGAUGGCCUUCAGCCAGGACUGCACGGGAUACAUGUUCAUGAAUUUGGAGACAUCUCAAGGUCUUUUGACAGUUGUGGGGACCAUUUCAAUCCCAAUGGGGAAUGCCAUGGAGGUCCCCAGGAUCAGCAUAGGCAUGCAGGCGAUCUUGGGAACAUCUUGGUCACUGCUGAUGGAAGAGCCUCCUUCCGGAUGGAAGACCGUCAGCUGAAGGUGGAUGAUAUCAUCGGUCGCUCCUUGGUGAUAGACGAAGGGGAGGAUGACUUGGGCCACGGGAGUCACCCACUGUCAAAAGUCUCUGGAAAUUCGGGUGAGAGAGUGGCCUGUGGAAUCAUUGCUCGCUCAGCCGGCCUCUUCCAGAACCCCAAGAAAAUAUGUUCCUGCAGUGGCGUGACACUGUGGGAAGAACGGAAAAGUGGCAAGGCCGUCCCAGGCCGACCGACUCCUCAUCUGUAGGACUUGGACUUCUGCUGGUGCUCCCCUUGCUUGGAGUUUGCAAAGGGGUUUCACAAAUUCUCUUAAGGUGUGGCGAUCUUAUCCGUUGGCCUCCUGGAAUGACCCCAAUAAGGCAGGGAUGGGUGUGUGUCUGUGUGUGUGUGCACGUGUGUGGAGAAACAGAGACACGCCCAUACAAAUCCGCUUUGCUUGCCAGGAGAAAAGGAGAUAAUUGCACUGGGCAGAUUCUUCCCCAAUCCGCAAACAUUUCAAUAAGGCACGUCCGCUUUUUGUUUUCUUUUGUUUAAUUUCCAUAGGAGGAGAGCAGAUCAUCUCGCUUAGACAUACGAUUUUUUAGGCUAAGCUCUAUGAAUGUUUUUCUUUGCUGCUUCUUAUGCUCCCAAGUUAGGCUUGAUGGACCAGUGCCUUUCCCCUUCUGUGCAGGCAUGGAAGCAAGAAAUUCAAAGGAGGCGGGUCUGCAGCGAUGGACGAGGCUGCCCCCCCUGAGUUUGCAAAGGGGUUUCACAAAGAAGAGGGACCAAAAAAUGGGGGGAGCUUUCUCUGUUCGGUCAGGGCAAUGUGGUGCAGCGUUCUUUGUCCUCCCAUCCGUGUAUCAAAAAGAAAAUGUUGGGAAGGAACAGAACUUGCUACUCUACCAAAAAUUGUUAGUGUUCGUAGGCUGUUCAUAAAUAAGUCUGCCAUCACCCGCUCAGGAUGUGUGAGAGUAUGUGCCUUAGUGUCAGCAAAGUGGAGUCGGCUGUCAGUUGUGCGAAGCUUGAAAAAAGGAGUGGAAGAACAAAGUCAUUGUGUAACUAUGGAGGGCUUGGGACUGGAUUUUUCACGCAAGGGUUCUGUCUCUGAGACAGGUUGUGCAUUUUGAGCUGAGCCUCCUUUUUCCGGUCCCUUUAUUGCUUAGACCAUCCAUUAAACUGUACAGUCUUCCUACCAGUUGCGUUGUCUCUUCU
Messenger RNA from Python bivittatus (Burmese python), 1972 nucleotides. It is a transcript of the gene CCS, whose product is annotated as copper chaperone for superoxide dismutase. The record is from RefSeq and is a predicted model, not a curated record. Lineage: Eukaryota; Metazoa; Chordata; Lepidosauria; Squamata; Pythonidae. Gene Ontology annotation, biological process: superoxide metabolic process. Gene Ontology annotation, molecular function: copper ion binding.